Molecule: messenger RNA, 1335 nt
Organism: Aspergillus calidoustus
Lineage: Eukaryota; Fungi; Ascomycota; Eurotiomycetes; Eurotiales; Aspergillaceae
Source: the annotation of a GenBank genome assembly
AUGCAUUGGAUACUUGCCAUAACUAACGCUUGCAAUGCCUUAACUUACGUCACGCGGUUUUCCUGUGAUAUUUUCGGGUUUUAUGUCGCGUUUAUUUACCUACAGAAAGGAAUCCAGGUACUGACAAGGCAGUGGGGAUUUGCUGGAGAGACAUCUGCCUAUUUGAGCAUCAUGGUGGCUUUACUCGUCCUUAUGGCUGCUUGGAUUUGUGGCGAACUCGGGAAUAGUAAUCUGUUCCAGAGAUACGUACGUAAGUUCUUAGAGGACUACGGCACGCCUCUGACAAUUGUCUUCUUUACUGGGUUCGUGCACAUUGGACACAUGCGAAAUGUCGAGGUUGCGACACUACCUACAACCAAGGCCUUCUUUCCCACUGCUGAUCGUGGAUGGUUGGUUCAUUUCUGGGAUAUUGACGUUGGUGAUAUUUUCCUCGCCAUCCCAUUUGCUUUGCUCCUUACCAUUUUGUUUUACUUUGACCACAAUGUGUCGUCUCUCAUUGCGCAAGGAACAGAGUUUCCCCUCCGCAAACCAGCGGGGUUCCACUGGGAUAUUUGGCUUUUAGGGCUUACCACGUUCAUUGCCGGCAUUCUCGGCAUCCCAUUCCCCAACGGCCUCAUCCCGCAAGCACCGUUCCAUACUGCUGCACUUUGCGUUACUCGAAAUGUUGCGGACGAAGAUGACACGAACAAGGGAAAAACCAUCCGCAUCACUGACCACGUCGUUGAGCAGCGCGUCAGCAAUCUGGCACAAGGACUCUUGACGCUUGGUACCAUGACUGGACCCCUGCUAAUUGUCCUCCAUCUGAUUCCACAAGGUGUCAUGGCAGGCCUUUUCUUCGUCAUGGGUGUCCAAGCGCUACAGGGUAACGGCAUCACCCAAAAGCUGAUCUUCCUGGCCCAGGAUCGGGACCUCACUCCUCGGUCCGAUCGUCUGAAAGGGCUGGAACGACGCUCUGCUAUUUGGGUCUUUGUUAUACUGGAGCUUAUUGGAUUCGGUGGCACUUUCGCCAUUACGCAGACUAUUGCCGCUAUUGGGUUCCCUGUCAUCAUUUUGUUUCUCAUUCCGGUGCGCUCGUUCCUGCUUCCUCGUUGGUUCACCCAGGAGGAACUCUCGGCACUAGAUGGGCCUACGGCAAGUCCGUUUACAAUGGAAAGUGUUGGUGGAGUCUAUGGACAUACACCCCGCUCUGAACAGCCUCAGCAGUCAGGCGAAGGAGGCGGGGUUUUACUUUCUGCAGAGGGAUCGGCAUCGAUGCCUGUGGAAAACGACCUUGAGAUGGGCGUCUACGAGCACCAGGCAAGACGGAGAGGUCACACGGGGAGUCACACUGAUUAG